UUUCAGUUGUGCAACAAAUGGCGGCGGGUCGAGCUGUCAAAUGUCGUGUCAGGAAUUGUAAUUUUUAAGAACAUUUUUACAUUGAGUUUGUGAUUAAUGGUGCAGUGUUUGUUAAAAAUUACCUUAUAAAGUGAUUGGGUAAUAUUUUAAGACUUAAUGUGUGGUUAAUUAAAGUUUGUUUGUGGUUUUUACGGUGCUGCGGAUAUACACAUGGUUUAUAGUGUAAAUUUUAAAUUUUGAAUUUCCAGUGUAAUGUGUAAGUGAAUAGUGACACUAUCUUAUAAUAAUGGACAUAUAUUGGUGAUUGUGUAAAAAAUUGUGCAAAAACCCCUGAAAUGGCGGGUUUUGGAUUUGACCAGAAUGGUGGAGGAGCCGGCAACUUCGAAGGUUUGCUUCGAGGUGCCGGACAAAAGUUGAUGGGUUAUGCCGGUGAUAAACUUAUGGGAGCUGCCAAGGAUGUCGUCGGAGGAAUCCUUAAUGAGUUGUUUAUCAAGAAGGAGGCCCAAAGUGGCAAAAGAAUUUUGCCCAGCAUCAAAAACAUGAAAGUGGUAUGUGGAAGAAUAAUGAAUGAUAGUAGAUAA
Ctenocephalides felis (cat flea) is the source of this 581-nucleotide messenger RNA. RefSeq names its product calpain-A-like. The coding region runs from base 336 to 581 and encodes 81 amino acids. The record is from RefSeq and is a predicted model, not a curated record. Lineage: Eukaryota; Metazoa; Arthropoda; Insecta; Siphonaptera; Pulicidae. The transcript is spliced from 3 exons.